Entrophospora sp. SA101 is the source of this 303-nucleotide messenger RNA. The record is from the annotation of a GenBank genome assembly. NCBI's taxonomy places the organism in Eukaryota, Fungi, Glomeromycota, Glomeromycetes, Entrophosporales, Entrophosporaceae.
AUGAUAGUAUUCAGUGAUGAUGAUGAAUCUAACAAAUUAGAUCUUAAAAGACUGUAUGGACGUUUAAAAGCAAAAAAACUUGAUAAUUUACUUCAACCUGUUAAACUCAAAAUCGAACGAUUAGAUUCUAUACAAAAUCGGUUUAUUAUUGCAUUUAUGAAUGAUCUAAAUACUCAAAUACCGGUUGGAACAAAUCAUAAGUAUUAUUACGAACUUAUAUUGCUCCUUCUUUCAAUGCAAAAUAUAUGGAAUUCAAUCAAUUAUCAAGUAGAAGAAAUGAAAGUAAGUGGAGAAAUGACAUGA